Messenger RNA from Naumovozyma dairenensis CBS 421, 966 nucleotides. It is a transcript of the gene MRM2, whose product is annotated as 21S rRNA (uridine2791-2'-O) methyltransferase. The record is from RefSeq and is a predicted model, not a curated record. Gene Ontology annotation, cellular component: mitochondrion. Bases 1 to 966 code for a protein of 321 amino acids. Gene Ontology annotation, molecular function: rRNA (uridine-2'-O-ribose)-methyltransferase activity. Lineage: Eukaryota; Fungi; Ascomycota; Saccharomycetes; Saccharomycetales; Saccharomycetaceae. Gene Ontology annotation, biological process: RNA methylation. The transcript has a single exon.
AUGUCAUUUAUAAUCCAUAAUAAUAUACUCCCGAGUCAUCUGGGGAAAACUUUCGUCAACGAUUUUUCACGCUUAAAACAAGUGAUAAUAUCCCGGCACAACUCAAAUUCUCAAUCAAGAUGGUUAGAAAGACAAUGGAAUGAUCAUUACACUCGAGAGGCAAAACUACAAAAUCUAAAAUCUAGAGCUGCGUUUAAACUAAUUGAAAUAGACGAUAAAUUCCAUCUUUUUAAUAAAUCUAAGACUCAAUCGAUCUUGGAUCUUGGCUUUGCUCCCGGUGCUUGGUCACAAGUCAUUAAAUCAAGAUCAUCUCCCGAUUCGAUGAUUCUUGGUGUAGAUAUCUUACCUUGUACUCCUCCACAUGGUGUGUCUGCCAUCCAGGCAAACAUCCUCUCUAGAAAGACUCAUGAGUUAAUAAGAUUAUUUUAUUCCAAACAUUUCAAAUUAAAUACCAUUGAUAAAUUACAUAAGAAUCAUGGAUAUUUUCAACAUAUGUUAGAAGAAGAACUGAUACGUUUAAAAGAAACAGAAACGUAUAAGGAAGUUUUCUCAUCAGAUGAUAAUAGUAAGAUAAUUAAGAGUCCAAUAGAUAUUAUCUUAAGCGAUAUGUAUGCACCUUGGCCUCAAGAUUUUAAUUCAAAAUUUUCUAUGAAUAAUAUUACUAAUAAUGCUUACAUUAGGAUGGCAAAUACGUCAGGUCUAACCGUGAGGGAUCAUGCUCAUUCCAUUGAUUUAUGCGAUGCUGCAUUGAUUACCGCUAUAGAUCUUUUAAAACCAAAGGGGAAUUUCGUUUGCAAAUUGUUUACUGGUAAUGAGGAUAAACUGUUCGAGAAAAGAGUUCGGAAAGUUUUCCAAGAUUGUUAUAGAUUUAAACCCAAAAGUUCAAGAAAUGAAUCGAAAGAAGUUUAUAUUAUUGGAUUAAACAAAAAUGAAGCCAUUGAUAAAUUCGACGUCUUUACAACUUGA